Neurospora crassa OR74A is the source of this 1086-nucleotide messenger RNA. RefSeq lists its product as hypothetical. The record is from RefSeq and is a predicted model, not a curated record. NCBI's taxonomy places the organism in Eukaryota, Fungi, Ascomycota, Sordariomycetes, Sordariales, Sordariaceae. The coding region runs from base 1 to 1086 and encodes 361 amino acids. The transcript has a single exon.
AUGUCUCCUAUCAGCACGGCUACUACAGCCUUGAACUUCAUCACGGCCGUUGCCACCAUUGCGCAGCACAUACCUGCGCCUACUCCCACACCCACGCCCACGCCCACGCCUACCAUCCCCUCUCCACAAGCAUCGGAAACAGCUAGUGCGUCAUCUGAGCCAACCAUAUUCGUGCCAGAGCCGUACAACUCCGGCACAUCUUUCUUCGCUUCUAUCGCAAACAUUUUAUACAUGUUCGUGUACACCAUCCCGCGCGCCUACCAAGGCAUCCUCGGUCUCUUCAUGCGGUCGCAAAAUCAAAAAGCGGCUCUUGCCAAGGAAGCCGAAGAGAAAAGCUAUCGCAUCCAACAAGUGGAGGGCAUCAACAAGAUCGCUGAGCUUAUGCAAGCACAAGGCGAGCGAUCGGAUAAGAUGCUGGAGCUCAUGGCGACUAUGGCGGAUGACAACAAGGCCUUGAAGCAAGACAACAAGGCGUUGCGCCAAACAGUCGAAAAGCUUGAGACGGAAAGCAAAGCGACGAAGGAGGACAACGUAGCGUUGAGGCAGCGCGUCGAAAAGCUUGAGUCGAGGGUGGAGACCAAAGCGAUAAAGGCAGAAAUUCCCAUGGCCGCUGACAAGAGCGCAAAAGACGGCAUCAAGGCUCCAUUGACGGAGGUGAGCCAGGAAAUGACCGAAGCACUACAGGUGGUGAUCAAGGAGGCCUUCCAGGAUGCAUUGAAGGAGGCAAACCCGCCACCGAGGGAAGCGACAAAGGGUCUGAUCGAAGGGAUGGAUAGGAUGACGGACAGCAUGAGGUCGGUGGUAACGGCUGUCCAGGGGUUGAAGAGGGUGUUUAGAGUUGGCUUGCAGGCAGUGGACAACAAUACCCGGGCUCUCGAUCACAAGGUGGAUUGGAUGCUCGAUUAUUACCUUGAUGAGAACGAGAGGUUCCAUACUCUCAAGGUAGUUCUUCAGGGACUAUUCAACCUUGUUGGCUCUACCUCGCAUGCCACUUCAACUACUUCCCAUUCAUCCUGGGGCGGAGAUCCCGUGAAGAGCGAGAUUGCAGUGGACAAAUCGGGCUGGGAGGAAAGACGAGACCCUUAG